AUGAAAGAUAAUAGCAUUCCUCUUUAUGCGUCGCCUCAGUUGGGCCAGACUGUUACCUCCUACGCGGAGCAAUACUCAACCACGCUGCCCAAGUACAUCAGCGAUUAUCAUGCCGAGAUCUCUGCUAAUCGCGAAGACUCCAACUAUAUGAGUUCUGUCUUUCAAUCCCAGUUUAACAAAUUUCUCGUCAAGUCCACUGGCACCAAGAGAGUCCUUGAAAUCGGUGUCUACAUUGGAUUCUCUGCCCUUGUCUGGGCUGACGCCGUCGGCCCAGAUGGACUUGUCACAGGAUUGGAAUUUGAAACCGAAUAUGCCGACUUGUCUAAGAAAGCCUUUGAGGCGAACGGAGUGAAGAACGCAGAGAUCAUUGUUGGUCCUGCGUCUGAAUCUCUACCUAAACUCAAUCCUUCUGAGCCAUAUGACCUUGUCUUUAUAGAUGCGGACAAGACCGGGUAUCCUGGGUACUUGAGGCAGCUUCUCGAACUGUCGAAGCCCGGCAACUCCAACAGACUUCUUCGUCCAGGAGCACUCAUUGUCUCAGAUAAUGUUCUACGUCGAGGUCUGGUCGCUGACGACAAGGCACUUGGCGACGACAAGCUUGAGGGGGACCAACUGAAAAACAUCUUGGCUAUCCGUGAGUUCAAUGAGAUGGCACUGAACAGCCCUCGCCUUGAGACGUUUCUUCUUCCCCUGUGGGACGGUGUCAAUAUUUCACGCUUGAUCGAUUAG
Molecule: messenger RNA, 729 nt
Organism: Fusarium coffeatum
Lineage: Eukaryota; Fungi; Ascomycota; Sordariomycetes; Hypocreales; Nectriaceae
Exons: 3
Coding region: 1-729 (242 amino acids)
Molecular function (GO): S-adenosylmethionine-dependent methyltransferase activity; O-methyltransferase activity
Source: RefSeq, a predicted model, not a curated record